CGGCGCAAACCCUUUCUGACUUGUCUCCGCCGGGAUCAGAAGAAAUCAAUCGCAAAUCCUUAAAGUCGCCUCCCAUGGUGGUUUCUCCCUCCAAUGCCCAUCAGUAACCCUAGGAAACGGCCAAUCUGUGUCGCUCGAUCGUUUCUCAGCAGCCACGCAACCAAAGCAGAGCUCUCUCAGGCCGUAUCUCGUCUCGAGUCCUUGACUCAACAAGGGAUUCGAUUACCCUUUGACCUCCUAGCUUCGCUGCUCCAACAGUGUGGAGAUACCAAGUCUUUGAAACAAGGCAAAUGGAUUCAUCGUCACUUGAAGAUUACUGGAUUCAAGAGACCCAACACGCUUUUGUCCAAUCAUUUAAUCGGAAUGUACAUGAAAUGUGGUAAACCUAUUGAUGCGUGUAAAGUGUUUGAUCAAAUGCAUCUCAGGAACUUGUAUUCUUGGAACAAUAUGGUCUCCGGUUUUGUCAAAUCGGGGAUGUUGGUGCGUGCACGAGUUGUGUUCGAUAGUAUGCCUGAGAGAGAUGUUGUGUCUUGGAACACCAUGGUUAUUGGGUAUGCUCAGGAUGGGAAUCUACACGAGGCUUUGUGGUUUUUUAAAGAGUUGAGGAGAUCUGGAAUCAAGUUCAACGAGUUCAGUUUCGCCGGGCUCUUGACGGCAUGUGUGAAAUCUAGGCAGCUCCAGCUCAAUCAACAAGCUCACGGGCAGGUUCUGGUUGCUGGGUUUUUGUCAAAUGUGGUGCUUUCGUGUUCUAUCAUCGAUGCUUACGCCAAAUGUGGUCAGAUGGAGAGUGCUAAAAGAUGUUUUGAUGAGAUGACAGUGAAGGAUAUUCAUAUUUGGACCACUCUGAUCUCUGGGUAUGCCAAACUUGGAGAUAUGGAAGCGGCUGACAAGUUAUUUCGUGAGAUGCCGGAGAAGAAUCCAGUCUCUUGGACCGCAUUAAUUGCUGGAUAUGUUAGGCAAGGCUCAGGGGAUCUAGCGCUUGACUUGUUUAGAAAAAUGAUUGCUAUGAGGGUUAAACCAGAGCAGUUUACUUUCAGUAGCUGUCUAUGUGCCUCUGCGAGCAUUGCUUCUCUUAGACACGGGAAGCAAAUUCAUGGUUACAUGAUCCGUACCAAUGUUAUACCCAAUGCGAUUGUCACCAGUUCUUUGAUAGAUAUGUACUCCAAAUCAGGUAGUUUAGAAGCUAGCGAGCGGGUGUUCAGAAUUUGCUAUGACAAGCAAGACUGCGUUUUGUGGAAUACGAUGAUUUCUGCAUUGGCACAGCACGGGCUUGGCCACAAGGCCUUGCAGAUGCUUGAUGACAUGAUCAGAUUGAGAGUCCAUCCAAACCGGACGACUCUGGUUGUGAUUCUUAAUGCCUGCAGUCAUUCAGGUCUAGUAGAGGAAGGAGUGAGGUGGUUUGAGUCAAUGAUUGUUCAGCACAGAAUUGUUCCCGACCAAGAGCAUUACGCAUGUCUGAUAGAUCUCCUAGGUCGUGCCGGUUGUUUCAAAGAACUGAUGAGCAAGAUCGAGGAAAUGCCUUUCGAACCCGACAAGCAUAUCUGGAACGCAAUCCUAGGAGUAUCCAGAAUCCAUGGAAACGAAGAACUGGGAAAGAAAGCAGCGGAAGAGCUGAUCAAACUGGACCCUGAGUCGUCUGCGCCAUACAUAUUGCUGUCAGGCAUUUACGCAGAUCAUGGGAAGUGGGAAUUAGUAGAGAAGCUGAGAGGGAUUAUGAAGAAGAGAAGAGUGAACAAAGAAAAAGCUGUUAGUUGGAUUGAAAUCGAGAACAAAGUUGAAGCUUUCACUGUCUCAGACGGGUCGCAUGCUCAUGCUCAUGCUCGGAAAGAAGAGAUCUACUUCAUUCUGCAUAAUCUGGCUGCACUUAUGGAAGAAGAAGCUUCAAGAACAUGAUCUCUCAUACAAGAAGAAGCAUCAUGGAACACCUGCAAUUUUUCUUCCCAGGAUUGUACACUGUUAAAGCCUGCAAAAGCAGGGAUCUAUACGUGUUGUGAUGAAUUUGAUUUAGCUUUAGAAGUUUUGUCAGUGUAACAGAGAGCUAAAAUCUAGAGUCUUCAAAUUCUUUGUUUUUUCUUCUUCCAGAUUUUUUGGUUAAUAAGAAGCAAAAUUAAAAUCAAAAAUUUCUG
This is a messenger RNA of Arabidopsis arenosa, 2126 nucleotides long. The record is from the annotation of a GenBank genome assembly. Lineage: Eukaryota; Viridiplantae; Streptophyta; Magnoliopsida; Brassicales; Brassicaceae.